CUCCACAUUUCCUCCCCAUGUAGGGGGGUAGGUGCUCAGAGCGGCCGGAAGUGUUUGCUGUGCUGCCUGGCAGAGUUUGUAGUUUUUUUGGUUGCACGUGUUCGACGGCGCACUAAGGAUUUUGCACAAGUUGACCACCGUUUUGAGUCUUUUUUGGACGUCACUGCUAGCUUUGAAGCGUACACCGUGUAGUCGGAAUCUCUGAACCCGUGUCAUGGUUAUUACAAGAAAAGAAAUGAGUUUAUUUGUGCUAGCUAACAACCUGGGCGGGGGAGCUAACGUUAGCUGAGCCGGAGAACAACAUGUCCAGACUUGUUCCCAGACACUCCGGGAAUUGCUAUUAGCAAUUCGUUGACAAGCAAAUGAAAUGGAUUAUCAGUUUCCACAGCAGCUUUUUCCCUGUUUUUACAACAGCGGACCGCCGAGCUCGGUCCUGAAACACUGUACUGGAACCUGGGGCUGCUACGACCGUGUCAGACCUCAGGGCAGCUCUGGUCUUCACUCCAGCUGGACUUUUACAUCCAGACAUGAGGCCAGAGGGGAGACGUGGCGUCACACUGAGCCGGUACCAGUUCCUCUCUUGUCCCCUAAGAACUGCAUUCUUUGGCCUUCGACGCCUCCCAAUCCGAUGGACUUCACAGAACACAUGCAGAACUUCUUCAUGGAUUACUGCCAUGACGCCUUUGGGUGCAUGGGUGAAAUUCUGGGUGAAAACUUCCGGUUCAGAGAAGGAGUGAAAAAUAGACAUCGGAGGGAUUCAGCCAGUAUGUGGAAAGUGGAAAACUUCCUCGACUUGCUGAAUUUUAAAAUAUGUCACCAGACAUAUUUCUCCAAAACGGCGGACGCCUACAGCGCUCUGUUGUCGGACGUGGUGCACGCCAUCCCUCCUGAGCUGCUGGGUUCCCUGCUGUAUGAGGAGCUGACGGAGCAGAGGAGGCGUCUGCUGUUCUCUGAACAAGCCACGGGGGGCGCUCUGGCCUUCGUUCCCUUUUCACAGAGUGGCAGCAGUUCUCAGUCUGGCUGCCUCAUCUACCCUGGAAAUGAGGGACUGGACUGCCUCAACUUCCACAGAGUGGAGUUGCAGCACCACAGAGGAAGUUCCUCCUGUGUGGACGCCAGCAGCAGUGACCCGUUCAGCUUCCAACUGAAAGGCCCCAUCAGACAGAUCAGUUCUGCCUCCCUCUUCAACAAUUGUUGUGUGGCUGUGCGGUCCGAUCACCUGUGUGGAGUUUGGAGGCUCAGUGACAGAAACGAACCUCGUUUGCUGCAAGUCAUCAACGCCAAGGAGGCUGUGACCUGCAUCAACACCAGUCCUCAUGUUUUAGGUGAAGUUCUGGUGGCGAGUGAGAGCGGAGCAGCUAAGCUGUGGACUGUUGGCAGAGGGAUACAGACUGUUCGGACGGAAGACCAUAACCUGUACUUCAAUGCCAAGUCGUCAUGGCGAUGGUGCGAGUUCUCUGCCCACCCGAGGGUGAUGCUGUAUGCAGACAGGACGGGGGUGGAGCUCACAGACAUAAGGGUGAAUCCAGCCCUCAGCCACACUCUGUUUCGUAUCAGUAGCACCUCGGAGUGUCGCAGUGGGGAGAGACUCAUCCUGUCCCGUUACCUGGGAGACGUCCACGCCUUCCACCACCUCAUCACCACUCAGCACUCUGCCUACAUCGUGGACGAGCGCUUCCCCAGUGUGCCCAUGCUCAAGUGGGAUCACAUGAUGCAGUCCCCGCCCAUGUUUUGUCACGUUCUUCCUGGCUCUGCCUCGCCCGGUUCAGGCGAGGUGAGGACCACAAAGAUCCUGUUGGGUGCCCAAAGUUCUCAGGAAAUCACUCUGCUGCAGUACUCAGGAGGCAGAGCGGAGGCCUGCUUCAGCAGAGGUCCUCCUCAGUCUAUGCUCAGACCCAGAGACAGUCUGAAACACCUUCCUGUCCAGAUCCCCCACCGCCUGGACACAGCAAACAACCGACUGUCCUCACCUGCCACAGGUCUGACUUGUAUCCAGAAGAAUGGAGGAGGAGAAGCAGGUGGCGAGGACUGUAUCUGUGUCCUGCAGCUGACGGAGUCAGGGGAUAUUUUCUACCAGAUCCUCGAGCAUGAGCAGCGGGACGCCUGUCAGCCUCCGGCAGCAGAGGAUGACCAUCUUCCUCGACAAGCAGCCAAAAACUUGGCACAACCAAAUCAAAAAGAAGCUGCAACGUCAGGAAGGUUUCAGACAGAAUCUCAGUUGGUUGUAUCAGACACUUCGAGCGACGAGGACAUAAUUGAGCCAACUCAGUGGCCGACUGCGCAGAGGCUUGUGGCUGAAACUCCAGAGAAGGAACAACGAGCACAAAGCAAGUACUCUGAGUCUUCUUCUGAGGAUUCAGAGUCAGGAGGAAAAGGUCGAGUCCUGAAACGGCUGAGGCUGCAGGUUGUCGUUAACGAUUUCGAGAUGGGUGAAGCGAGUGGACUGGACGCAGGCGUAAAAGAUGGAAAUGGGAUUAAAAAUAGUGCUGAGGAACCCAACGGCAUGGGGGAAAAGGUCAGCGGCUCUGGUAGCUUGAGUCACAUGACACAACUAAAACUCAGCAACUGCACUCUAGUCACUUGGAAACACUGGCUUCAGAAACUGAUAAAAAAGAGUCGUGCAAACAAGCCCCGCUCACACUGCCUUCAGCACUUCACAGUCCCAGCUGAAAGCCUUCUGCGUGUCUCUGAGGCCGAAGCAACGGACUCAGCAGAAAAGGAGCGUGUGCAGAGCCUGAGACGUGAUCUGAGGCGAUGCAUGUCCGAGCGCUCGCUGUUCACUCACAGCGCUGUCUCUGCCUCCCUCGCAGCUCCAGACGUGGUACCUUUGCCAAACCCGGUGGACACGGACGUCUGGACUGAUCCACUCAGCCAACGCUUGACCCUCUCCUGGCAGGGGGAGGAAGAGUGGCGGGCGUGGUGGGAAGACGAGCUGGGGCUGAACAGGGGGAAGAAGGUAGAGGCUCUAAAGAGGAAGAGGAGGAGGGAGAAGGAUGCAAAGAGAGCCAGCGGCCGACGCCUGGAGCUGUCCGGGAGCUUCACGUCAUCUGUCAGCUACCAGUCAGAGCUGGGUGAUCUCUCUGAUUCGACAGGCUGGUCCUCUGCUGCGAGUCAGAGUGCUUGGUCAGACACUGAAGGUAUGGUGUCCCAGUUGGAGGGCUUUGGGGAGUGUGAGACACCAAGAGUUGCAACACCGUCCACGGCGCAAACGGAUAAUCGGAUAAUGACCACCACACCUCAAAGCAUUGAAGAUAAACGAGGUGACCAGCAGACUCCCAGCAUCUCCCACACACCAAAACCUGUCUCCACGCCAAGCAGCCAGAGGAGGAGCAGACGUCCAGCUGAGGACUACCUCAGCUCUCUGUGUUCACCACAGGACGAGCCCUUGCAGGAAGAUAGUUGCUUCCUGGAAGAGGGGAGCACCGUACACCCCUCGCCGCCACCUCGGGCCUCCGCCUUCUCUCCACUUCGCAGCUCCCACUCAGUCCCUGUGGGCACAUUCAGGGUGGAUCUGUCCCAGAGCUCCAUCAUGUCACGUUUCUCCCAGUCUUUGUCGCAGUCCCAGAGUUCACAGGGUCGCCUAGGGGGGUCGCAGGCAUCUCAACCCAAGAAGAAGAAGUCUCGAAUGGGAUUUUGAUUCACUGGCCUGUUUGCCCGUCACAGGGGAUGUUUGGCAUAGCUGUUGUGUUCGUAACAACUUGAGAAAAUAAAAACAAAGAGGUUGGACCAAACCUCAUAUUAAAAAGAACAUUUUUCUGAUUGUUGGUGCCUCAGGAGCCAAAACGGAUCUGUGAUGGUGUUACUCACUGGAAUUGUACUUGCAAACAAUGGACAUGUCAACUGGAUGUUAUGGAAGAGGAUAACAGAAAAGGAUCCAUCACAGUGUCAGAGGUACGUGAAGAAAACGGACUGCAGACUGGUUUGGUAGGACUGAAUGGAUUUUAUUAUCUUUGUUUUGUAUUUGUGUCUUUUUUUAAAUUUUGAUAGUAUUCUGUGUGUGUGUGUUUGUGUAUGUGCGUGAGAGCAAUGUGAUGUUAGGAAUCUUGACAUGUCACAUGAUCUGAGCAGUCGGUCACUGGUGACUGAGGCGAUGAUUCUCUCAGUUUCUGUUUUACUGGUUUGGUUUUCUUAACAGGGUAGAGAUGGCAUAGAUAGACCGGAAAGACAAGUUCCUGGCAGUAUAAAAAUAUGUUUUCUCUUGUCUUUGCUGUGAUUGGCCGGUUGAGAUGUUAGAGAUGUUAGAGCCACUUGUCAAUUUUCAUACCAGUCCAGUAUUGAAACCAAAUCUGAUUGGCUCGAGUGUAGUAAGUGUUUACAUUUCAGAGCAUCGAAACAAGAUGUAAAAUCUUUGUAGGAAUUGCUACAUCCUGGUAUUUCCCGAGUUGUCAAUAUCAGCAUUGAUCAGGUAUGUGGUGAUAAUUAUGAGCCUGUAGACAUAACUGAGGAUACCUUUGAGGUCACAUUUCAGAUCGACGAGCAGUUAAUUGGGGAUAAAAGUCCCCGGUUGGAAAACAGGAAAUUUUUUGAUCAGUGGUUAAAGACAGAAAUCGAUAGUCUAUGCCAUUUCCUGUGAAAAGUGUGUUUCUGUUUCUUUUUUUACAGAACGUCUGGCUGUUGCUUUCCAUUUCUGUUCUGUUGCUCUCAGUUGUUUUCACUGAUCGAUUACGGUACAACUCUCUCGCCGUGAUAAAUUAUUUUUAUGAUACAUUUCUAGACCUGCCUUUUUAAACAACCAAAGUGAUUUUGUAAAUAAAAUGUAGAUUUCAAAAAAGACUUUGGUCUCACUGGAAAAUAUGAAAAAAAAACCAAAACAUUUUUACGUGGAAAAGUAAAGAACAAAGUUGUGAUAUAGUUGCAAAUGGUGAGAGCUGUCAGCUUUUACAUACCAUGAGGGCUGUGGAUGAUGGGGGUGCCAUAUUCACUAACAUCCACAUGGAAAUAAGGUGCUCCUACGUCUGGGAGAAGUUGGAGGUAAAAAUUAAGUUUUUCUAAAACUGCAACAUAAUUCUCAUACAGUAAGAAUUUUCUUUAUUACCGAUUUAUUGUGGAAAUUUCAGACUUUUCCCUCAUAACAAUGACCCUAGGUACUUCCAGUCACAUUAAAGAAAAGCCUCCUGUGAGAGAGCAACAGUACCCUCAAAAUAAAUCAUUUAUGUUCAAAUCACGUUAUGUACUUCAUCACCCGGUUCAUCCAGUUUAGUUUCAGUUUGAUGUACAGUGUGAAUCCAAUCAGCUGGUUGUUGUUUGAGGGAUGGUGCAAGAAAAAAGACAGACAAAGGAAUAAAAAAUAAGAUUUUUAUAAGAUUUUUUUUUUCAGUACAGGUGACAAAAAGAGAAUAAAUAACUUAAUAUCUACAAAGAACUAUUAACAGAUUUUUUUUGUACAACAUUUACAGUUUUACAUGUUUUUGUAUUAACAUUUUUGACAUUUUUAGACUUUUUUUUUUGACACUCCGUCAGCAAUAUUUUGUUCAAACAACAUCCUCUCAAAAGUUUCAAAACACAAGACUUGUUUUUGUUUUUAAGCUACAUCCUAAAAUUGGCAACUUUGAAUUUAAAUCAGGGCCCUACAUACACACAUCCACAAACACACUUAGUAAAAUGUUGUUUUCUGAACACCCUGCGGUGUCAGCAGGGUUUGAAUCUGAAGGAAAAGUCAGGCCGCGUUGGAGCUGAUUCAGAUCUCUGCCCUGUUGCCGUUAAGCAAGGCACUUCGCCGACUGAACGUGAGCUCUGAACACUCAGUGAACAACUGAUAUUUACCUUCGGACACAAAUUCAAACUUCCAGUGUGCCCAUUUAACACUUGAAAUGAGAUAAAAAGAAAACUGUGCAAAUGUAAGAACAGAAGGUGAGAGCAGCUGUUAUCAAGAAACAACAAAUGCAGGUUGAAUUGAAACGGAUUCAUGGAAACUGUGACACCCAAUGUGAACUGCACUAAUACAACACUGGAUCCAAACGGGUCCACACAGAGCACGAGGCCCAGGACAAGUCUCAGGACCCAGUGAACUCGUGAAGACCUCUACUUCAUGUUUUAGCCCUUAUCUGGAAACAGAACCAGGGCUUGGGUUCAACACAAUUCUGUUGCAACCUUUCAUAAUUAAAGUUCUGAUUCCAAGAUAACAGGUGGCCAUCUUGUCAUCAGUGCGCUUUUCUUUGACUAUAUUAACACUGUAAACAUGGGCACCAAAAACAGCAUUAUUUGUUAUCUUAAGAUACAUUAGCUCAGAGUCUUGGAUCACUCAGACAGUAAGCCUGCAGCCGCUCUCAGCUUCUGUACAUCAAGAAAUCUCCUCCUUACCC
Scatophagus argus is the source of this 6302-nucleotide messenger RNA. It is a transcript of the gene taf1c, whose product is annotated as TATA-box binding protein associated factor, RNA polymerase I subunit C. Bases 368 to 3637 code for a protein of 1089 amino acids. Lineage: Eukaryota; Metazoa; Chordata; Actinopteri; Scatophagidae. Gene Ontology annotation, cellular component: fibrillar center. Gene Ontology annotation, biological process: transcription by RNA polymerase I. The record is from RefSeq and is a predicted model, not a curated record. The transcript is spliced from 15 exons. Gene Ontology annotation, molecular function: RNA polymerase I core promoter sequence-specific DNA binding; protein binding.